Molecule: messenger RNA, 711 nt
Organism: Vitis riparia (riverbank grape)
Lineage: Eukaryota; Viridiplantae; Streptophyta; Magnoliopsida; Vitales; Vitaceae
Exons: 3
Coding region: 83-517 (144 amino acids)
Source: RefSeq, a predicted model, not a curated record
UUUAGCUGCAUCCUUUUCGUAACGGCGAUCUGAAACUUUCCAUCAAAAUACCAUCUCCAAUCAGUGAGUUUUGAGGACAAAAAUGGCCUCCAACCCUAGUCCAGUUUUUGCCUACGUGGUUUUGUACGUGAAGGACGUAGCCAAAUCCACUGCUUUCUACGCAAAAGCCUUCGGCUGCAACGUUCGUCGCUUGGACGAAUCCCACAGAUGGGGGGAGCUGGACAGCGGAAAGACAACCAUAGCAUUCACGCCGGUGCACCAACGAGAGACCGACCGCAUCACGGGGGCAGUGCAGGACCCAUGGUCCGGCCGGGAGCGACCCCCGGUUGAGCUUUGCUUCGCUUAUGUGGACGUUGACGCUGCCUACAAGAGGGCAGUGGAGAAUGGAGCAAUGGCAGUGAGCGAACCAGAGGAAAAAGAGUGGGGGCAGAAGGUUGGAUACGUUCGCGACAUAGAUGGCAUUGUGGUGAGAAUGGGAAGCCAUGUGAACCCACCUAAGCAACAUCACCAAGAUUGAUAAAUGAGUGAACCCCUUCCGCCUCUGCUUUCCUUUGUUUGCUUCGUCUCUGGUGAUUGGACGAGAUAUACAGGGCAUUUGCACUGUAUUAGUAAUAAAAUGAAGCAGAUAUGCUUGAAGCCCUGAAAUCCUUGGUAUGGAAACAAACUGGUGUCUUCAAUAUUCAAUAAGAAUGAGUAGUUUUCAUUUCUGCA